CGCCCCUCGCGCGCCAUGUGGACGCUCCCCGCCGGCCUCCUCUUCCUGCUCCUCCUGCUCCUCCUGCUCCGCCGCCGCCGCCUCCCUCCGCACCUGCCGGCCGAGGGGAAGGCGGUGCUGAUCACAGGCUGCGACAAGGGCUUCGGCCAUGCCUUGGCCAGUCAUCUCCAUGCAAAAGGCUUCACCGUCUUUGCGGGCUGUUUGCUCCUGGACCAAGGAGGAGAUGGUGCCCAAGAACUGUGCCGCCUGGGCUCUGGGCGGAUGCACGUCCUCCAGCUGGAUGUGUGCUGCGAACAGCAGGUGGCCCGAGCCCUCCGAUACGUGGAGGCGCAGCUGGAGGACCCUGCCCAAGGUCUGUGGGGCUUGGUGAACAACGCUGGAAUUGCCUCCUUUGGAGACGUGGAAUUCACCAGCAUGGAGAAGUACCAGAGAGUGGCGGACGUCAACUUAUGGGGGACCCUGCGGGUGACAAAGGCUUUUCUGCCCCUGAUCCGCAGGGCCAGAGGGCGGAUUGUCAACAUGAGCAGCAUGCUGGGCCGGAUGGCCAGGCCGAUGCGCUCCUCCUACUGCAUCUCCAAGUUUGGACUGGAGGCCUUCAGCAACUGCCUGCGGCAGGAGAUGUACCGCUGGGGCGUCUCGGUGGUGGCCAUUGAGCCGAGCAACUUCAUCGCAGCCACAGGGAUCCUGACCCCCGAAGGCAUCGAGGCCGAGGCCGAGCGCAUGUGGCGUGGGGCCAGCGAGGCCAUCCGGGCAGAUUACGGAGAGGCCGACUUCCAGGAGAAGCUCUCUCGAAUGAAGGGCUUUGCGCACAGCGGCCUGCGGGACGUCUCCCCAGUCCUGGACGCCCUGACGGAAGCCCUUGCUGCGCGUCACCCCUGCAGCCGCUACAUGCCCAUGGAGGCCUCCUGGUGGCUCCGCCUGCAGGCCGCAACCCACCUGCCCACUGCCCUGGCCGACUGGCUUUUUGUCAGCUAGGCAGCCCCGGGUCAAGCGGAGAAGCCGUCGGCAGAAUCA
Pseudonaja textilis is the source of this 1014-nucleotide messenger RNA. NCBI's taxonomy places the organism in Eukaryota, Metazoa, Chordata, Lepidosauria, Squamata, Elapidae. The record is from RefSeq and is a predicted model, not a curated record.